GUUGAACAAAGCAUUGCUUGAUUCAAAAUGCCCGCGGGCCAUGUCUCCGAACAUGUCGCAGCCGGUUCGUGCUGGAUGGGAUGGGCAACACUCUGGCGACGCAGUGGAUAGCUACUUCAGCGAAGGAGGCCCAGUGGCUUCCUACUACACUCGCGCCAAGAAGAACAAAGCUGAUCAAAAAGCCGAGCGCCGGACUUGGGUGGCUCAUCCACGGGAGGAAGUGGUAGCAGCCUUUGAUAAUUCUGGGCGCAUCGGCGGGGCUGGGCGGUACACCUUCGUGUCCGGCGACCAGCCAGAGCUAGAGGGGGCGGCGCCGGAACUGCCGGCAAUGAGCCUGGAUGGGGGCUCGGAGGAAGAAUUUCAGGAGUACUGGCACUGGAACUCCCUGAAUACGCGGAUGCGGGAGGACUGGUUUGAGCGGAUGGCGCACCCGCAGGUGAACUGCGAAGCCUUCUGGUACCACCCGGAGAGUGGCAUCACCACCUACGACUGCCCAGCCACGAGCAGUGUCCAGGUGUCCCCAGCGGACCUGACUUUGGACAUCCCGCGGGAGGGCCCCGUUUGGAACUUCACGGCUUUCGAGUUGAAGUCCAUCCUUCGGGAGGGUCACGGUGAGGACUUCGGCCUAGCAGCUGAGGCGCUGGCGCAGAGAGCCUGCUACGAAUUUGAGACCUGGCUGCCCAGGGUCUUGUCCUGGCACGACUACCAAUACCGCUGCUUCUGGUUCUUCGGCGGCAAAGACACCGGCAAGGAUUCCAAGGAAUCCAAGAGCUUCUUCGGCUCGGAUGCGGAGGCAAGUCGCCAGUUGUUUGCCGACGACGACUUUUUUGAAGCGUGUACACGUUUGCUGUGCCAACGCAUGGGCCGGAUGCACCCCAUCAACCUCACCUACUUUAUGUGGACGUAUGCACGCGCAGGAAUACGUCACGAGGAGCUACUCAAAUCAGUGGCGGAUCACUUCUGCAAAGGGUGGCUCCCCACAAUGGAUCGCUGCUCACUAGGCACUAUGGUUUGGAACUUCUCAAAGCUGGAAUUCCGGCAUGACAGAUAUUUCGAGCUCUCUGCCCAGGAACUGUAUCGACCCAAUCGGCUUCGCUCUCUAGCACCGCGGAACUUCCAGAAUAGCAUGAUAGCAUACAGCAAGCGCAAGCAUUGGAAUGCCAAGCUGAUGGAAGCCUUCUGUCGGGGCAUCCCGCGCUUGCUGGACAAUCACGACCCAAAGUUGCCUAAGACCAGCACGGAGGUCCUGUUUUCUUACACGUGCCGGGAUGGAAGUGAGGUGCCAGCAGAUGCCUUCCGGAUUGGCUCCCUGACUGUGAUUGCCAAAGCCUUCCAUGACCUCCGUGCACGUGGUGCUGCUGUUCAAGAGUGCCUGAAGUCUAUGCUGGACUACGUGGUGCGGAGUGUGCAGCGGUCUCCCCAAAUGAUGCGAGAGCCGGGUGAUGCUUGCAGUUUCUUGCGGCAGCUAGGCUUCUAUGCAGCUGAAAGCGGGAUGGACCUGUCGGGAUGGCAGCUGGAGCUCCAGGACGCUCGUAAGGGCGCUCCGGAAAGAGCAGUUGGACAGAUGGAGGCUGCACUUCGGAAGGCUGGAGUGGAAGUGUGAAGGCUGAGGCAAAGACUGCCUCAAGCAAAGAUGUUCUGCCCGCAGGCCGUCGGAUUUGAUGGGCCUGUUGUCACA
Effrenium voratum is the source of this 1678-nucleotide messenger RNA. The record is from the annotation of a GenBank genome assembly. Lineage: Eukaryota; Dinophyceae; Suessiales; Symbiodiniaceae.